ACCAUGAAGAUGAUCUGCACCAUCUUCCUUGUGGGGUUCCUGACCCUUUGGACAAAGCUGCCAUCUGUUUCAGGCUUGCCUCCAAUACACAAAGUGGGAACAUGCCCUCCAAAUCCAUUUCGCUGCUCUGUGCCAGGACAUAAUGCUUGUAAUAUUGACUACGACUGCCCAGGAAUCAAAAAAUGCUGUUAUUGGAAUUGUGGCAAGAUCUGCAAAUAUCCACAAGAUAAGCCUGGCAGCUGCCCAGUCCUUCCUUAUAUCUGCUCAAUCCCAGGAGGUGAUGUUUGCAACCAUGACUAUGAUUGCCCAGGAAACCAAAAGUGUUGCUAUAUAAGCUGUGGGAAAAAAUGUGCAGCCCCAUGACAAAGUGCCAGCGG
Molecule: messenger RNA, 377 nt
Organism: Anolis sagrei ordinatus
Lineage: Eukaryota; Metazoa; Chordata; Lepidosauria; Squamata; Anolidae
Source: RefSeq, a predicted model, not a curated record